UAGUAUUACCGGCUCUGCCAAGCAGAUGGGAGAGCUGGGGCACAGCCCCGAAGGGACCUGGCCAAGGUCAAAGGCGCCCGUGUCAGAGGAGGGAGGGCCGGGUUUGCUGGGCUCGGCUCAGACCACUAAGCCGGCCACACCUCUGCCUUAUGCUGGACUUCGCCCACAUGUACCAGGUCUACAAGCCCCGGCGAGGCUUGAAAAGGAGCGAGGACAGCAAGGAGACCUACAAGUUGCCCCACAGGCUGAUAGAAAAGAAAAGGCGGGAUAGGAUUAACGAGUGCAUCGCCCAACUGAAAGAUCUCUUACCAGAACAUCUCAAACUUACAACUUUAGGUCACUUGGAGAAGGCAGUGGUUCUUGAACUUACCUUGAAACACGUGAAAGCACUGACCAAUCUCAUAGAGCAGCAGCAGCAGAAAAUAAUUGCAUUACAGAGUGGCUUACAAGCUGGUGACCUGUCAUCAAGAAACCUUGAUUCCAGCCAGGAAAUGUUUCGAUCUGGUUUCCAAAUGUGUGCCAAGGAAGUGCUGCAAUACCUGGCAAAGCAUGAAAAUAGCAAGGAUCUGAAAUCUUCCCAGCUAGUCAGCCAUCUGCACCGAAUGGCUUCUGAAGUCCUUCAGGGCGGAGGCAGCCGAAAAUCUGGAGACAUGUCCCCCAAAAUGGUGGUGGACUUGAAGGAGAAGUCCAGCUCUUUGACCAAAAUGGCUGAGGGACAUGGGAAAAACUGUGUGCCUGUUAUACAGAGGACUUUUGCCCACUCCAGUGGAGAGCAGAGUGGCAGUGACACAGACACAGACAGUGGGUAUGGGGGAGAACUGGAGAAAAGUGACUCAAAAUCUGAUCAACAGUAUUUCAAAAAGGAUACAGAACUCAAAUAUACUGUGCAAGAGAGAAUAAGCUCUAUUAAACAGGAGACUGAGGACCCACCCGCCAAACGGACCAGGAUGGAAACUUCAGAAGAUGAAGGCCAUUUUAGCAGUGAUAUGAUUAGCUCUUCAAACAGCUUUUUGGGCCCUCACCCUCACCAGCCUCCUUUGUGCCUACCUUUUUAUUUGAUCCCGCCAUCUGCAACGGCCUAUCUGCCGAUGCUAGAGAAGUGUUGGUACCCAGCGUCUGUGCCCGUCUUGUAUCCAAGUCUCCCAGCCUCUGCUGCAGCACUUUCCGGGUUAAUGAACCCGGAUAAAAUCUCUCCAUCUCUGUUGAUGCCUCAGAGACUCCCUUCCCCUAUGCCAGCCCAUUCCCCUAUCGACUCUUCAGCCCUGCUUCAAGCUUUAAAGCAUAUUCCUCCUUUGAACUUGGAAACCAAAGACUAAGCAGAGUGUGACCUUUUUUUUUUUUUUUUAAAGUUUGAGACUGUCAGUUUUAUAUAGCGGCUGGACUGAGGUGUGGGGAUAAGGUUCAUUGUGUAUAGGAAGCUAAAUCUUCUUUUCCCUGACUCCUCAGAUAGCUUGGGAAAGGAUGAAGGAUGCACCAGGUUAGCCAUUCAGAAGAGUUUAAAAGGAAAAAAGAAAAAAAGGUUUCUUUGUGCUUUACCCCCAACCCUCCCCAUCUACCAAGCAACAGCUGACUUAGCCAGCUAGGAUUAUAUUUCAAAGCUGUGAAAAAAUUUCCACAAGGCGGAUUUAGGUUUUAGGGUCUGUGAAUAUAAAAAUAUGGUACUUCUCAUGAGGGCUUUUCGAAGCAAUGGCCCACCGCCAAUGGCUUGAGCUGAACUGAUUUGUGUCCCCACCCAGUUGCCAGUAUGUGAGAUCUCUCUCUCUCUCUCUCUCUCUCUCUCUCUCUCUCUCUCACACACACACACACACACACACACACACACACACACACACUUACUUUAAAUAUUGGUGUUAAUUCCACUUAAAAAAAAAAAAAAAAAGAAAAUCAGAGUAGCAAUCACUGGUUGGUAAUGCACAGUCUGUGGUUCAGGUAGAUUUAAGACGGGUUUGUCUCCACACCUUUGCUGAAUGUUUAAGAAGAAAAAAAUGUAGAUGCUGCUUGGAAGCUUUAUGUGGUGCACAUCUAAGUAAUAAAAUAACAUGCAGCCCUUCCUAUAACUCAAGCUGCUAGUUUGGGCAGGAGGGAUGGAGAAAAUAUCCCAUGGAUCUCUCUGCUUGUUGCACCUGACCGCAGACCUUUCUUCUACUGCUGCUGUACAGUUGUUUCUGGGUCUGCUAUAUCUGAAAUCAAAAUGGUUAAAGAAUCACUUUAGCUGGGGAAUAGCCAGCAACUGGCUGUUUCACAACUUGGGUCAAAUCCAGAGUUCUUGUGGGAGGAAAGAAUUUAGUGGAGGUCCCCAGAGAGAGACCCACUGACUUUUCUCCCUUGAGUGCCUUUGAAAAAUUCAAGGCUAGGUUUUUUGAAAGGAGCCUAAUCCCAGUGAGGUUUGGGCAUCUAAAUCCCUUAGGCUUCUUGGUAAUCCCUGGCCAAAAUGAUUAAGUAAAGUUGGUUAGAACUUUGUCACGUUCCCUGUUUACAGCUCCUAGAACCGAGAGGGACUCGGCACCAUGGAAAAAGAAAUUUCUUUUUGAAUAAAUAUGGUGUUGGAUUUGGCUUUAAAAAAACACAACAAAAAAAGCAGUGAUACUUUUUUUUUUUUUUUUUUUCCCCCCCCUCAUACUAGUUUGGAGAAAUUGUGUCCAGAGUAAACGUUGUUUGGAUUCUCAUUUCAUUCUACCAUUGCACCAGCUGUUGAGAUGCACUAUGCUUGAUUGCAGAUUGUGUUCUAAUGUUUAUUUUAUUGGAUUUUUUUUUGGUAUACAGUUGUUGCCUUUAUUUGUAAAAUCCUGUUAUAAAUAUAUAUGUAUAUAUAAAAUAUAUAUUAUAUAAAUAUAUUAAAGGGUAAUACGUUUCAGAUGUCUAUUAUUUGUAUAACUACUUGAGCAUAAAGACGUGAGAACUAUGAAUGUAUUUCUGUGUUUUGUUUUGUUUUUUUUGUUUUGGGGAUAUUUUUGAAGAGAAGAGUUAGGGGGUUUUUUUCCCUGGGGAGAGGUACAGUGUUUAUAUUUUGGAGCCUUUCUGAAGGUGGGAUCUUGUACAUAUUUUUAUCUUGAGUAAAUGUUAAGUAGUUGUUUUAAAAUACUUAAUAAAAUAAUUAUUUUCCUGUGGAA
Messenger RNA from Alligator sinensis (Chinese alligator), 3110 nucleotides. It is a transcript of the gene BHLHE40, whose product is annotated as basic helix-loop-helix family member e40. The transcript has 5 exons. Gene Ontology annotation, cellular component: nucleus. Gene Ontology annotation, biological process: anterior/posterior pattern specification; regulation of neurogenesis; circadian regulation of gene expression. NCBI's taxonomy places the organism in Eukaryota, Metazoa, Chordata, Crocodylia, Alligatoridae. Bases 150 to 1316 code for a protein of 388 amino acids. The record is from RefSeq and is a predicted model, not a curated record. Gene Ontology annotation, molecular function: RNA polymerase II cis-regulatory region sequence-specific DNA binding; DNA-binding transcription factor activity, RNA polymerase II-specific; protein dimerization activity.